This is a messenger RNA of Cololabis saira (Pacific saury), 645 nucleotides long. RefSeq names its product NADH:ubiquinone oxidoreductase subunit B10 (gene ndufb10). Lineage: Eukaryota; Metazoa; Chordata; Actinopteri; Beloniformes; Belonidae. Bases 83 to 595 code for a protein of 170 amino acids. The transcript is spliced from 4 exons. The record is from RefSeq and is a predicted model, not a curated record.
ACUGCGCAUGCGCGACUUCGAAAGGAGACUAGUCGAGGUCGAACUGGGGAUUUUCUUUAUUCUUGGUUAAUAAAAAGCAACGAUGCCAGAUCAUGACAAGGAGGCAUACCCUGAGCCUCCGCGGCAGACUCCAGCUGAGAAUAAGCAGACAGCACUUCCAAACCCAGCUUUGAUUCUGUCCAAAGCCUUUUACUACGCCGUGGACGUGCCUGUCACCACAUUCAGAGAUGCUGUGGACAGUCUUCGGUCCAACAACAAGAUUGUGUACUACCACCAGAAGUUCCGCCGUGUUCCCGACCUGACGGACUGCGUGGAGGGAGACUACAUGUGUUACUACGAGGCUGAGAUGCAGUGGAGGAGAGACUAUAAGGUGGAUCAGGAGAUUGUGAAGGUGAUCCAGGAGCGUAUGAGGGCUUGCCAUCAGAGAGAAGGGGCAAGUUACCAGCAGAACUGUUCCAAGGAAAUCCAGCAGUUCACCCAGGUGUCCAAGAACUUCCAGUCUCGCUAUGGAGAUUUGGGAGCCUAUGCCAGUGGGAUGAAAUGUCUAAUGAAGCAAAAAGAGCGAAUGAUGGCUGAUCAGGCUCAGAGCGCUUAAAUCAGUUCUAUUCCUGUCCUAUGUAAUAAUUGUAAAAUAAAGUUUGUCAC